AUGUCGUGGCGACCCAAGAGCGGCCGGGCCAGCAUUCCCAAAAAGCAACCAGGCUGCGAGACCGAAGGAACAAGACCGGGAGGUCCAAUCCGAGGACUGGCCCAAUCAACCGACCUUGCCUUCUCCGGCUCCUGGCGAGGAAGUCGCCGGAAGAAUGACUGGCCUAAGAAGAAGGAGGAGGGAUACGGAGGCACACAUCUUGGUCCCAGUCGACAACUGCGAAGUUAG
Aspergillus viridinutans is the source of this 228-nucleotide messenger RNA. RefSeq lists its product as uncharacterized. The transcript has a single exon. Bases 1 to 228 code for a protein of 75 amino acids. NCBI's taxonomy places the organism in Eukaryota, Fungi, Ascomycota, Eurotiomycetes, Eurotiales, Aspergillaceae. The record is from RefSeq and is a predicted model, not a curated record.